Messenger RNA from Leishmania mexicana MHOM/GT/2001/U1103, 1938 nucleotides. RefSeq lists its product as hypothetical. The coding region runs from base 1 to 1938 and encodes 645 amino acids. The transcript has a single exon. The record is from RefSeq and is a predicted model, not a curated record. NCBI's taxonomy places the organism in Eukaryota, Euglenozoa, Kinetoplastea, Trypanosomatida, Trypanosomatidae.
AUGGAGGCGCUCUCGCGGGGCUUUUGUGCGGCGGCGCUGGUGCAGUCGCUGGCACCAAAAGAAGUGGAGGCGUGGCACCGGCAGUGGCCGCAGCCCACCCUGCAAGUGGUGGACAUACAGCGCUACCCGCGCGUCCCAGCUGCAUCGUGUGGACCAUCGCGCUUUUACGUUGCUGUAUCGGAUUCGGAGUCGGUUGCGUGGCUCGUGGUUCCACCGUGCACCGCCUUGGAGGACUCCGUCGCCGCGUUCGAGAUAGAGGUGGGCUGCUGUGUUAUGUUGCUAUCCCACGCGCUGGUGACCGCAGCGAAUGGUUUGAACGUGAUUGUCCCACUUCAGGUGAAGUACUCGAACAACACGCUCCGCCUCCUUGGCCAGCCUAGCUGCGCCGAGGCGCUCUUUCCACUCUCGGCGCAGUCCCUUCUGCGGCGCCACGACGGCGACGAUAAUACCCCCUGCGCCGCUGCAGCCUCCGCGGCGUCGCAGCGACCAUUGCACGCGAUUGCGCUCCGCGACUUUAUGGACGCUCCUCAGCGAGCGCUGGGCAACUGGUGCAUCACCGCGCGGGUGGUGUGGAAGGGUCGCGAGUAUCCUUUGAACUCGCAUGCGAGCUCCCUCGGCGGCGGCAGGGACUCUCGCCGCAGCGUCUCUGCAGGCAGUCCACGCUUUGUCUUUCGGUGUCUCCUUGCAGACGAGCACGGCGAUGCCGUCGUGGCAGCCUUCUACGGCGGCGAGGCUCUUGGGGAGCGCGUGCGGUUGCACGGCUGCUACCGACUUGCGCAAGGAAUGGUGAAGUGGGGCACAGGCGAGACCGGCGCCCCGAGUGAGUUGCGGUUUGUAGAGAAAUCGGUCGAGGAGGAGCUGACAUCGGGCGCGGCUCAGCAAAUGUUUCCCUUUCACGCAUCUGCGCUUGUUGGCGAGGUGGCUCAGCAGUUGCGCGAUGUGGUCGCGGUGAUCGAGACUGCACAGGUGGGUGGGUACGUCUCGGUGGUGGGGACAGUGGUCGCCGUGCAGGGCAACACGCAGGUCACCACCAAACGCGGUCGUGUGUGGCGGUCCGUGGUCACUCUGGCCAACAGCGCAGCAACGGGCCGCAGCGGCGGCCCAUUCGCGGAGGUGACUCUGUGGGGUGAGGUUGCAGAGGCGGUGGAGCCGGCACUGGGGGAGCGCUGGGUGUUUCAUCCGUGUGCGGUACACCUCUUUCAGCAUCGCAAGACGCUAUCGAGUCUGGUGUCGACGAUGGCGGUGAAGCUCGUGCCACAUACGGGCGGCGCAAAGCACGCACCACGCGCGACAGCGUCACCAGGAUCGAAACCCGACGGAGGAGGCGCAGACGCCCUACCGAACGCCGCCAGUGCCGCCAAGCCUGUAUGUAGUCCACCAGUCCUCAAAAAGGAUAUGCAGCUGGUGCUUGACCUUGAGGAAGCCUCCCCGACACUGCCGGUGCUGGCGCGUGUGCAAGAGGUCGUGCGGCCGUUUCUCGACUGGGUGUGCGCAGAGUGCAGUCGGACUCAGCCAAGUGUUGUCAAAGCGGGCAGCGUGGGGACUGGAAUCCCAACUGCCUGUGUGCACUGCAGUGCGGCGAAGCUCUGCCCUACACUACGUUUGCACGUGUGGCUCAGCGACGGCCUCUGCACUGGCCUGGCGGCCUUUCAUGGCUGCGCUGCCGAGUCGCUGCUGGAAGCAUCCCCUGCGGAGGUGGCGCGGUAUGUCGAGCAACAAUCAGCCGUCGUAGAUAAGAUGUGCGGCCGUCUUGUUGGUUUGCCAAUUUUGGUGUGGCUGCUGCCGUGCGGUGCUGCCGAUGCGCUCGAUGCCGCACAGUUUAUCGUCGUCAACUGCAAACGAAUUCAUUGCGUCUCCGGUGCCCAUACACUGCUGUCUGCCAUCGACACCUUUUCCAGCCUCGACGAAGGUGUGAAGAGUGGGGCCGCUGACGUCUGA